AUGGUGUCCCUCGGCGCCAUCGCAUGCUUCCUGGUAGUAACACUGGCGACCUCGAUCUAUAUUGCAAGCAUCCCUGGCAUAAUGGCCGAAUUCAAUGUCGGACGGACACUGGCGAUCCUGCCGGUCACACUCUAUGCACUGGGUUUCGCGGUUGGCCCCAUGUGCACAUCCGCACUAUCUGAAGAGUUUGGUAGACAGUAUGUCUAUAAAGUAUCCCUUUUGCUACAUUUUGCGUUUACUUUGGGGGGAGGGUUUGCCCAGAACUAUCAAACUGUCGCUGUAUGUCGCGCACUGUCAGGCGUCGCUGGAUCUCCCUCGGUCGGUGUUUUUGCGGGGGUUUUAAAUGAUCUGUGGGCAAUGCCUGGGGAUAGACUGGGAGUCCCUCUAUUUGUGUUGUAUGGCCUUGGUGGUGCCGCCGCCCCGGAGAUAGGCCCGGUCAUCGGAGAGGCCGUGGUCGCCGUCCACGGCUGGCGAUCGUCCUUUUGGUUAACGGCGAUUCUUGUCGGGAUGUGCUUUCUUGGCAUGGUCUUUGUCCCGGAAACGUACGAGCCCGAGAUCUUGCGGAAGCAACUCCAAUUUCAUCGUCGCAACCCACGCCAAGCGCUAGGAGAGGCCUUUUGGCGCCCGAUACAGCUGAUCCUGUCCGAGCCCAUAGUACUUCCAACCGCCAUGAUUGUCACUAUGAGCCAGAUUGUGAUUUUCAUUCUCUACGCAGGGUUUCCGGUGGUGCUGGGACGGACAUACCGAUUCUCUCCGUACCAAGUGGGAUUGUCGUUCCUACCAUUCUUGAUUGGAACUAUGCUUGCUGCGCCAGUUCUAAUCAUGGUGGACAAGCGCAAACGUCGCUUAGAUCGACCAGUUCCGGAGGAUAAUCUCCCCGGGGCGAUGCUCGCGGCGAUUUUACUUCCUAUCAGUCUUUUAUGGUGGGUGACUGUAGGAACCUCUAGCUCGCGUCCGAUGCUAAUGAAAGAUCUUCAGGCUGGGGUGGACCACUCACUCUUCGAUUCACUGGGUUUGCCCUCUUCUUGCGGGCGUCCCUUACGGGCUGGGGUUUGCCCUGUCUCAAGUAAGCUUUACCUCUUCCAUGCUGGUUUUGUGGCUGCUGAUGAAGACGAUGUACUGCAGCUUGCCUACCCGUUGUACAAAAAUGAAGUCUACGGAGCCAAACUUGGAGCUUCCACAUUGGCCGUAGAUGUUGCUAUGCGAUACUUGUUCUCCUCAGUUUUCCCCUUGUUUACUGAUUCACUCAUUGAUGGUAUCGGAUUUGAAUGGACAAUGACGGCUUGCGCCAUCUUCUUUAUUCUGCUAGCCCCCGUCCCGUGGUUGCUGCAGAAGUUCGGCGCUGCUUUACGGGAUCGGAGCCAAUACGCCAGGCAGGUCUCCACCGAGACGCAACGAGGGCAGCAGCCAAAGAAGGACCGUGAUGGCUGGAGCGAUCCGUCUACUCCUCAAGCCCCGGUAUGA
This is a messenger RNA of Penicillium olsonii, 1464 nucleotides long. The record is from the annotation of a GenBank genome assembly. NCBI's taxonomy places the organism in Eukaryota, Fungi, Ascomycota, Eurotiomycetes, Eurotiales, Aspergillaceae.